This is a messenger RNA of Cyprinus carpio (common carp), 7314 nucleotides long. Its product is annotated as phosphatidylinositol 3,4,5-trisphosphate-dependent Rac exchanger 1 protein-like. Gene Ontology annotation, molecular function: guanyl-nucleotide exchange factor activity; protein binding. Gene Ontology annotation, biological process: intracellular signal transduction. The record is from RefSeq and is a predicted model, not a curated record. NCBI's taxonomy places the organism in Eukaryota, Metazoa, Chordata, Actinopteri, Cypriniformes, Cyprinidae.
CCCACAACCGUCUCACUUUUCAUGUAGCGCUCUUGAACUCGCUACGUCGCCUUUUACUGCACGGUUUUGCCAGUGAUUUCACGGUAACUGAUCGUUUCACGUGCACUCCCAUUUUUCACAUCAUUUCGCUCCUCUGGCCACUUUCCUCAUUUAUGCUGCAGGCAGUCGGUGGGCUACUUCUCUAGUUUACCUUUAAAACGGAAAGUGUUUUAAUGAGAUGCAAAUUGCCCUGCAGUUGAUGUUGCGCGUUGCUACUUUUACAGAAGUUUCUUCAGUUUCAGUAUAGCAUUUUCCCCUGCCGCAUCCUGGCUUGAGGUUGCGUGCAGCGCGCGACGGAUUUAAUGGAUUAAUUUUGACAUCUUCACAGUUCUCACACAACUGCCUUAUACUCUUGUUUGUUUGGAGGCUUCUCUGUAAGGGUUUUUUUUUUAAAAAAUGAGCGAAAUAAACACCGAGGAGGACAGUCAACAAGAAAACGGGGUUCUCAGCAGCAGGGACUCGGACCGUCAGCUUCGCCAGAGGCUGUUCGUUUUAAACGAGAUAUUGAGCACUGAACGGGAUUACGUGAGAAACUUGUCAUUUCUGCAGUCGGCUUUUCUCCAGAGAAUAAGGCAGACUUCAGAAAACCAACAAUGUCUCACUCCAGAGCAGGUCAAGAUCUUGUUUUCCAACAUCGAGUCCAUUUUGGAAGUCCAUUGCGAGUUUCUUUCGACCCUGGAUGCCAGUUUGCAGCCUGAACCCCAGGCGCACCAUUCUCUCGGGCAUGUGUUCCUCAAGUUUAGGGACCGUUUCUCUGUGUAUGGCGAGUACUGUAGUAACCAUGAGAAAGCUCUCAGACUACUGAUGGAGCUUAACAAGAUCCCUCACAUACGGACUUUCCUGCUGCACCUCAUGUUGUUAGGAGGAAAGAAGAGCACAGAUGUUCCUCUAGAGGGGUAUCUCCUCUCACCCAUCCAGAGGAUCUGUAAAUACCCUUUGCUUCUGAAGGAACUUUUGAAGAGGACCCCUAAGAAGCAUUCAGAUUACCCCGCGGUAGAGGGGGCUCUGCAGGUCAUGAAAGCUGUGUGCUGCAACAUCAAUGAGACCAAGCGACAGAUGGAGAAACUAGAGGCUCUUGAGAUAUUACAGUCACACAUAGAGGGCUGGGAGGGGACGAACUUGACUGAUAUUUGCACCGAACUGUUGCUCCAAGGCAACCUUUUGAAGAUAUCAGCUGGAAACAUCCAGGAACGGGUCUUCUUCCUGUUUGACAACCUCCUAGUCUACUGCAAGAGGAAGUCCCGAGUGUCUGGGAAGAAAUCCACCAAAAGGACGAAAUCCAUGAAUGGGCCGCAGUACAUGUUCAGAGGGCGCAUCAACACUGAGGUCAUGGAGGUCGAGAAUGUGGAAGACGGAACUGCGGACUAUCACAGUAACAACUACACGGUGACCAAUGGCUGGAAGAUUCACAACACGGCCAAAAACAAGUGGUUUGUGUGCAUGGCCAAGAAUGCUGAGGACAAGCAGAAAUGGCUGGACGCCAUUUUAAAGGAACGCGAACAGAGAGAGAGUUUGAAGCUUGGGAUGGAGCGUGAUGCUUACGUCAUGAUCGCAGAGAAGGGAGAAAAGCUCUACCAUAUGAUGAUGACCAAGAACCGCCACCUCAUCAAAGACCGUCGCAGGAAACUCACCACUGUACCCAAAUGCUUCUUGGGAAAUGAGUUUGUCUCAUGGCUCUUGGAGAGUGGAGAGAUCAGUAAGGCUGAGGAGGGAAUCAACCUGGGUCAAGCUCUCCUGGAGAAUGGCAUCAUCCAUCAUGUGUCAGAUAAGCACCAGUUCAAGAAUGAGCAGGUGUUGUAUCGGUUUCGGUAUGAUGACGGCACUUAUAAAGCCAGGAGUGAAAUGGAGGACAUCAUUUCAAAGGGAGUGAGACUUUAUUGUCGUCUCCACAGCCUCUUUACACCUGUUAUCAAAGACAGAGAUCAUCAUUUGAAAACCUUCAAAUCUGUCAUACCAGCUAGCAAACUGGUGGAAUGGCUUGUGUCACAGGGUGACAUCACAACCCGUGAAGAUGCAGUGACCCUUGGUGUCGGACUCUGCAAUGCUGGCUUCAUGCACCACGUACUGGAGAAAAGCGAAUUUAAGGAUGAGUCACAGUUUUUCCGCUUCUAUGCCGAUGAGGAGACCGAGGGUACGAGCUCCAAGAGUAAACAGCUUCGCAGUGACUUCAAACUCAUCGAGAACAUCCUUGCCAAAUCUUUAGUGAUCCAUCCUGAAGAGGAGGACUAUGGGUUUGAGAUUGAAGAGAAGAACAAGGCCAUCAUAGUGAAGAGUGUGGCCAGGGGCUCAUAUGCAGAGAUGGCAGGCCUUCAGCCGGGUAGAAAGAUCUACUCCAUUAAUGAGGACCUGGUGUUCCUGAGGGCCUUUUCUGAGGUGGAGACCAUGAUCAACCAGUCCUUCUGUAUACGCCGCUCUCUUAGAUUGCUGGUGGCCACCAAGAACAAAGAGAUUGUGAAGAUCCCAGAUGUUCACGGCACUCUUCCUUUUGUUCUCUGCGGUUCUUGUCCACCUUAUGUUCAUGCAGUGAAGAAAGGCUCUGAGGCAGCAGCAGCGGGUCUUCAGCCUGGUCAGUGUGUGCUUAAAGUCAACGGCAACAACAUGAACCAGAGCAGCUACCAGGAAGUCCUCGAGCACUUUAGUGGCCAUCAGCCUGUCCUGGAGCAGCAAGACCUUAGCUGUGGUCAGUGGGCAUACCGUGUGUAUGAGGAUGUGGAACAGAUGUCUUUCAGGGGGUGUGAGAAUGGCUCAGAUUCAGAGGAUAGCUGCACUAAUGGAACAGGCUCUGUAAGAAGGCUGGAACAGUUGUCCAUCACUGACGAUGUUCCUUCAGUCAGUCUGAAUGUGGAUAAUGUUCAUGUGGAACAUGGGGUUGUGUACGAGUACGUCAGCACAGCAGGAAUCAAACACUGUGUGCUGGAGAAGAUGGUGGAACCCAAGGGCUGCUUCAUCCUUGCUGCAAAGAUACUGGAGGCCUUUGUGAAGGACGACAGUCUGUUAAUAAAGAGCUGCCGGCAGCUAAUGGCUCAGAAUGAGAAGGUGGUGACCAUGCCACAGUUUGAGUUUCGAAACAUCUGUGACACCAAGCUGGAGAGCAUAGAAAAACGCAUUUGCAGCUACAAACAGUUUGUGGAGGAAUUGCAGACAAAGGCCUGGCCCAUGUUUAAGCAGGCGAGCACUAAACCUCAUGUUCUGGGCUGCAUGGACUUCGUCCCCACCAACUGUCAUCUGAACCUGAUGCAGGUGUCCUGCCCCAAGAACACCACCUCAGCAGGCCGAACUUUCAGCAUCCGCUUCGGACGCAAGAACUCCUUCUUUGGUCUUGAUCCUGAUCAAGUCAAUCUGAAUCCCAUGUCCCACGCCGUGCAUUGUGUAACCAGCAUGGCGGCCCCCUCCUGGAGUUGCCUGAGUUUAGAUGAAGAGACGGAGGAGGGUGAAGGGAGCACAGAGGACGGCAGGAAGCAUGAAGAAGGAGGUCUCAGCUUCCUCCUCAAACAGGAAGACAUGGAGAGCCAGGACAAUUACAUCUGCCUCUAUAACCGCCUGGACAUAUUAGUGCGAGAGAUGAAGCAAUACGUGGCCCAGAUAGAUGUACUUCUGUCAUCGAUAACUGGACCGACCCAGCCGCAGGGCUCAGAGCCACCCUCGUUUGAGAGUGCCCCCCCAACCUCCCCCACACAGGAGGAGACAGACCAAGACAAGGUAGAGCAUGGCGGGAACAAGAGAGUGUGCUUCAAAGUCAACGAAGAUGAUCAGGAGGACUCUGGACACGACACCAUGAGCUACAGAGACUCCUACAGUGAAUGUAACAGUAACCGGGACUCCGUGCUGUCAUACACCAGCGUCCGGAGCAACAGUUCUUACCUGGGCAGUGAUGAGAUGGGCUCAGGAGAUGAGUUGCCAUGUGAUAUGCAGAUUCCUUUAGACAAGCAGGAUAAACUUCACGGAUGUCUGGAACACCUUUUCAAUCAGGUUGACUCUAUCAACAGUCUCCUGAAGGGCCCUAUCAUGAGCAAAGCUUGCGAGGAAACCAAGCAUUUCCACACUGACCACAGUCAGCCAGAUGACUGGACUGCACGUUGGCGAUAUGUCUUGCUCAAGAACAUCCAGGAGGACCCUUGGAACCUUCCCAUUUCAGUCAAAUCUUUGAUUAACAGCCUUCAUCGCUUUGUAGAGGAUGGAAGGAGUCAGCUCUUGUUGGCAUUGCUUAAAUGCACUGACACAAAACUCCAGUUGCGGCGGGAUGUCAUAUUCUGCCAGUCUUUGGUAGGGGCACUGUGUGCACUGGCGGAGCAACUUGUGAACGCGCUGAACCUGCGUUUCAACAAUAAUGGAGAGUAUGAGGAGGACAGUAAAGAGGUCAGCCGUAAAUGGCUUGAGCAGAUCGCCGCCAUCGGAGUGCUCUUUAACUUCCAGUCAGCACUCUCUCCACAUGUGAGAGAAGAGCGAAUCAUGCUUGAAGAUACAAAAGCAGCACUGCAGGAUCUGGAGAAAGUCACUGUGCUGUUCCGCCCACUGGAGAACGAGUGCCUCGUCCCAAACACAUCUGUGCAUUACCAGGUGGAAGGCAGUCGGCAGACCAUUAGGGUGACAAUGUUCUUGGACAGCUGUCAUUUCAAUGAGCUGCCAACAAGACUGAAGAACGGAGGCUCUUUGAAGCUUCAAUCCGUCCUUUUUACUAGAGGGCUGGAGAAGCCAGAGGGUGUGUUGUCUCAGGAUUUUGUUGCCAUGGAAGAGUUUCAGCAGCAAACAAAUGCUCUGUCACUGGAGAAGGUCAAAGCUUAUUACCGCAAACUCAGGGCUUUUUAUCUGGAGAAAUCAAAUUCAGAUUCAAAUUCCACUGCAAUGAAAAUAGACCAGCUCCUUCGGCCGCUUAACACCUUGGAUGACCUCUGUCGGCUCAUGCAGUCGUAUAUAAAUGUAAAACCCAGCUCUGCGGGUCAGCCCUCUGGAGUCAGUGUUCUUGUGGUGUCCUCCGAACUCUGCAACCGGCUGGGAGCCUGUCACAUCACCAUGUGUGCCACUGGGAUGCAGAGGUGUACUCUGACUGUGUCAUUGGAGCAGGCCAUUACUCUAGCCAGAAACCACAGCCUCAUGCCCCGUUGCCUAAUGCAGACCAUGGACAUCAUGCGUAAGCAGGGCACCAGAGUGGAGAUUUCGGCCAAAAAUCUCCGAGUGAUGGACCAGAUGCCACCUUGUGCUCCCAGGCUCUUCAGGUUGUGUUUACCCCCCUCUGAUGGAGAUCUUUGAAUGAGGAGACAUCCUUCUCUCAGGCCUUCUAGAUGCUGGGAGAUAUCAAGACUGGCUUAUCAUUUUGAGACCAUGCCUCAGCACAUCUCAACUCCCGGCCAGCCUCAUCCAGAGAGGUCAGGCUGAGGUCAACACGACAAGGAAUGAGAACCGUCUGGCAACCUUUGUCUCCUGCUCUGGCAGCUGAGAAAAUUGCUAAUGCUAACGAUGCUAAUCUUGACUAGCAGUGUCUGCCCACAUUGCUAUAUUGUUUGGUCUCCUAAUGGAUCUGGACUGGCAUGUGAACAGCUAAAUCUAGCUGUAAAAGGCUGUUUUAUCUCUUCCUUUCGCCUCUGACUGCAAUCUUGCGUCAGCAAGUAGGGUGGUGACGUUAAGUUCAGAUAUGUGGUGAUUAUGUGCAAUUACUGUAGCUUUGCAUGAGUGUGUCUGCACUGUGUCUUGGGAGGUGGUGCCCUCAGAGAGCUGUUGCGAAUCUCUAACUCAAUCAGGUAUUGUGAAAGUACUGAAAUCAUUCCAGCCUACAUGGACCAGUUUCAAAAUCGUAAUUCUUCUCUGUCAUUGUUUAAAAUAAGUUUGAUUCUGUUGAACAACACAAUUUUGUGAAGUUCCAUUAACGGCGCAUUUUAAGGAUAACAGGGGAAACAAACGUAGGCCUGCAUACAAAUUACAAGAUUUCACUGCAGGAAAAAAUACAAUAAUGUCUGCUCGUCGCUGGUGUAUAGCACUUUUUAAACAUGAAUCAAUGCUGUGUUACAGUGCGUGACUGUUCUUGGAAACUGCUUUAUGUGGCUGUUUGGAAAAGCACAAUGAAAAAUGCUUGUGUUCGUCAGUGUUUAUUAAACACUGUACAUUAGAAGACAGAGAAACGCAAAGGGAUCAUGUGAAGAAUUAAUAGAUAUAGUAGGAUUUUAUUGAAAUUUUGUAUUUAGGUAAAUAUAUGUAUUUGUCAGAGGGAUGCGUUUACUAUUUGGUAACAGCAGUGCUAUAAUUUAAAGAGUAUUAAUAAUGUUAAAACAUAAUAUUGUACGUCUUUCAUUUUGUAUACUUAUUGUAUAUUUGGAUAGGAAACUUUAAUGUGUUUUUACACAAUGUGUUCGAUAUUUAAAUUUAUAACAUCAGCUGUGUGGUCAGUAACCGAGAAGGCAUGGAAAUUUAAGUAUUCCUGGAUUAGUUUGGACUAGUUAAGCUAGUAUGUACAGUAUGUGACAGCUUUUGUAACAUGCAAAGUCUGCAUUUCAUAUAUAUAUAUAUAUAUAUAUAUAUAUAUAAUGUAUAUAUGUGUGUGUGUGUGUGUGUGUUACCUUUAGUAGUUCUAACCAUUUUUGCUAAAAUUAAAUUUUAGUGAAGCAAAGAUUUGAGUAAAUAAGUUAACUUUAGUGACAAUAAUGCAACAGAGCAUCAUGGCUUAAUGAAGUCUUUAUAAAAUCUUAAUAAGAUGUUCAUCAUGUUUGUAUUGUAGGUAAUAACUAGUCACUGUCUUCUGUUACAUAUCAGCAUGGAAGUUAGACUCUGCAACUUAAGAGCAUGUUGUAAUGAUGAUAAAAUAUUUUAAAUAAUACUUGAAUUUUGGAAAAUACAGUUUUUUUCCCUCCUCAUAUCUAUCCAAAUUGAAGCCUAGUACUGGUAAAAUGCUGAUUUAUUUUUAAUUGGAUUUUAACAUUUUAUUUGGUCCUCAAAGCAAAUGAUUUUUAAACUGGUGUAAAACAAGUAUUUUUAAUCCACAGAAUCUGUGCAGUGUGAUUAUUGUAUGUUUUGCAGGUCCUUUUUGUUGCAUGUUAUUUUGCUUUAUAAUGUCCACAUGAAACCUAUCAUUUCUGUAUGAUAGACCUGAUAAUAGUAAAACCCAAAGACGUAGCAUUAGCAUUAGCAUGUUCCUAUCACUGUAUAUUAAAAUCUCAGGUUUCUGCACCAUCUCAGUCCAUUAUUGUGCAAUUAGCUUUCCCUUUCAAAAGUUAUGACAGCAUAAUUUAACAUCAUUAAUCAGUCAGCUGAAACAUGUUAUGCAUGUAUUAAAAUGUCUUUUUUUAA